UUUUACAUCCACCGUAGAUCGCAGCGAGCUUGGCCGCUUUAAUUGUCAGUGUUUUGUUUCCGUUUUCUGUGUGAAUACGUUCGUCUGAUCAGUGGAUUGUACGGUAAACUCGCACAACAUGACGAGUGAAAUAAAUUAAGCCCUCCGUACCAUCAGCGACCCAUCGCCCGCCGUCCCAACCCCAUGAUGGUGUGAUCUAGUGUCAGUGUCCUUCAGUCGAUACGAGUGUGUAAACGUACAAUGGAAAGCAACUCGGUGUCCCCCAUGCCGGAUAUGGCCCCCAUAGCGGAAUUCGACAAGACCCCUCCCACCCCUCCGGAAGACACUCUUCCCAUGGACGACCUGCCGCCGCCGCCGACUACGGUCACCGUCCAAGAAGAAAAAGAAAAGGAAGCACACCGGCACUACGAAGAGGAAAACCAAUGGGGCUGCGGCAGCUGGCUGGAGUACGCCCUGGUAAUGAUCCUCGCGUGCAUCCUCCUCCUGGCGUCUCUAGCUCUGACACUCUACUGGGUAAUCAAACACCGAGGAGGCUUCGCGUGGAGAGAUGACCCGAUAAAACAGUUCAAUUUCCAUCCGGUUCUGAUGGUCGCCGGAUUCAUCACGUUCAGCGGAUUCUCCGUUCUACUGUACAGAAUAUGUCGGUGCUGCCGAAGGAUCUACGUCAAGCUUCUCCACACCGUCUUUCACGCUUUGGCGAUUCCCUGCGUCGCCGUCGGUUUCCUCACGGUGCUGGACUCGCACAACCUCGCGCAGCCCCCCAUUCCUAACUUCUACUCCCUUCACAGCUGGAUCGGCCUGGUCACGAUGGGCCUCUUCGCCAUACAGUUCGUCGUGGGUUUCUUCAGUUUCCUGAUCCUUUUGUGCUGUGAGGGAGCCACCGCGGGUUUCAGAGCGUCCCUGGUUCCUAUCCACGCCUCUUUCGGCCUAACGACCUUCAUGUUGGCCAUCGCGGCAUGUCUUACAGGACUAACUGAAAAAGUAUUCUUCUCGCUGUCGAAUUACUCGAAAUGGCAGGAGGAUCUCGCGGAGGAGCCUAUCAUAGUGAACGCUCUUGCUAUGGUGCUGGUGGCACUUGGUAUUUUAGUAUCUUUCGCAGUUCGCAGUCCGACCCUCCGUGGCGAUACAAAGGUGUGUGUAACGGAGAGAUUGUAGGACAGUGCGCUUCCAAGCGCCAAAGUCUCGGAUGUGAACGCCUCUCAAGAACCUGAACGUUUCUAACACCAAGGAUCUUUAACAGACAUGAUUUUGCAUGUGUAAAUUGUGUUUGUUUGGUGUUCUAAUUCGACUUUCUAAGAUAUGCCAAAAUAGAGCAGUACUAAGCAUCGUAGUGUAGCUAAUCAUGGGAUAAUCGGGCACACCGAUGACGGAUUUGACGAAACGUUGCCAUAAAGUGUGCACGUCUGUCCUUACCUUCUCAUUAUCUCUGAUUAACCUAUUAACAUUGUACAGAAUCGAAAUUUGUUAACACGGAAGGCUCAAACUCACUCUAUGUAUUAUAAUCAAAUACUCAUAGCUGUGUGUGCUAUUUCUAUUUAAGACUAUAUGAUAGAGCAUUUUAUAAAUAUUUAAAUUUGUUGAAAUAUUUAUAUUACGUUUUAUAGAACAAUGUAGAAAGAAUGUUUGUUGUAGUAGAUCUAUUUCUGAAAGCAAUCUGUUUCUAAUGUACGAGUUCAAUGUUAUAAUAAUAAGAGGAUUUAGCGUCACAUUUUUAAAUGUUACUUCCAGUUCUGCAUUCAUGCUUGACACGAGUACAAUUUUUUUAAUGGACCAAUAAAAACAUUACGACUUGUUCGUUAUUAUAUACAUAUAUUGAAAUUUGUUGUUUCUUCUAGAUUUGUUAUAUUUAUAUUUUAAUUCCAGUAAUUAGAGUAUAUCAUAGAAGUUAAAUAUGACGUGCAAAUUAAAUAAAUGUGUACAACUAUUUAUAAGUUUUAAUAAAUGUAUUGAAAUUA
Messenger RNA from Zophobas morio, 1955 nucleotides. RefSeq names its product no extended memory (gene nemy). Gene Ontology annotation, molecular function: oxidoreductase activity. The transcript has 6 exons. Bases 241 to 1155 code for a protein of 304 amino acids. NCBI's taxonomy places the organism in Eukaryota, Metazoa, Arthropoda, Insecta, Coleoptera, Tenebrionidae. The record is from RefSeq and is a predicted model, not a curated record.